CCAUGUGAUGCUGAUGGCGUCAACAUAUGGGGCAGCAGAUCAAUCAGUAACCUGAAAAAAUAUUUGCAGUUGAAUUCAAAAGAGAGAGAAAGAGAGAGACAACCACAUGUUUUUGGUUGGCCUAGUAGUUUUCUCUCAAUACUUUUAGCCAUAUUGAGUUCCAUAAUCAUCUCUUUCUCUCUCACAGAUCUUUUUCAAUUGCUGCAAAUGGUUGUAAAAGGUCAAGAACCACUGCAAGAUAACAAGAAAUUAGAAAGAAAGGUGCUGACAAGACAACAAGCCAAAUAUUAUUGAGAGCUUUGGGAUUGAAGAGUCAAAUUAAUGAACUAUAAAACAAGAAUAUUAGUCUGUGUCAAAUACAUAGGGAAGAUCAAAAGAGAAUCUCCAACAAAUAUUGAAAGUUUUAUCAUAGACUCCAUGUUGCUGCAAAACAAAUUGAUAAAUCAAAUAGUCUAACCUAGCAAUGUUGCUAAUGGUCCAUCAGAAACUUGCCACAUUAUUUAUUUUCAUAGGUCUUAACAACCAUUCAUAAUAUAUUAAUGUUCAGUAGGUCACCCGAUGAACAUUUAUGAAUAUUAGGUGAAAUGACAUAGUGCAAAGAAGUGUGAACUCCCCUUUCCAUCUUUAACAUAAUCAAUUGAUUCAAAAUGUCAGUUCAACCAAGAUAUAGACAAUAAUAACUAGACAAAAAAAGGCUUAGACCUCUAAUAUAAAAAAUAAAAAAAAAGAUGAAUCAAUUGCAUCAUAAAUGAAUGAUUCUCCCUUGACUUUAAUCUCUAUUUAUGAUUUUCAUUGGUUUGAUACUUUCCUAUGUGAAAAUAAAUGCAAAAGCUCUGAGGAUUCCACAGAGCUAUAUAUAAAGCUAAGGUUAGAGAGUGGAUGAUUAAGUUGAGGCCCAUCAUGUACUAAGAGAGGAAGGGAUGCAGGACAACAAAAUGAUAAAAGCCAAGUGUUAGUCAGAGACAGAUGAACAGAAAAGGAAAGAGAAUGGGUUCAAGGUUAUUGCCAUGAAUUCCACAAGAAUUCAAAGAGUGGGUCGCGUCUUGUUGGUGUCGAGACGAUAAAAGGAUGAGAAGAUAGAGAUCUCGUUAAAGCAGACAAGAGAUUUUGUCUGACAGAAAGAAAUAGCUAACUCACAAAAUCAAAGGUUGUUGUCUCCUAAUUCCUCUCAACUCUGUGUGUGUGUGUGUGUGUGUGUGUGAAGAAUGGAGGGAACAGAUUUAUCGUCGACAAGUGAACAGAAAUUGGGAAGAUUCAAAAGGGUGUGUGUAUUCUGUGGCAGCAAAGCUGGAUACAAGUCUACAUAUGCUGAAGCCACCAUUGAGCUUGGUAAAAUACUGGUUCAGAGAAAAAUAGACUUGGUUUAUGGGGGAGGAAGUGUGGGCCUAAUGGGUUUGAUCUCUCAAACUGUGUUCUCUGGAGGCUGCCAUGUACUUGGGUAUGUUUUUAUACAAAUUUACAUUUCUGUUUACCAUGUUGCUAAUUCUGUUGUUUCAUUCAUGAUGUACAGAGUGAUUCCCAAGGCACUUCAGAUUCAUGAGAUAUCAGGAGAGACUGUCGGAGAAGUGAAGACAGUAGCAGAUAUGCACCAAAGGAAGUCAGAAAUGGCAAAACAUGCUGAUGCAUUUGUAGCUCUUCCAGGUGGCUAUGGAACCAUGGAAGAAUUGCUAGAGAUGAUAACUUGGGCUCAGCUAGGAAUUCAUGACAAGCCAGUAGGAUUGCUAAAUGUAGAUGGGUACUACGACAGCUUGCUUGCCUUAUUCGACAAAGGAGUAGAGGAAGGUUUCAUAGACAAUGCAGCCAGGAAAAUAGUGGUAAUAGCAAACACAGCAGAGGAACUAAUACAGACAAUGGAGGUAGGAAGGGGAGAAGGUGCUCUAUUAGAGGUUGCUGAAUUAUUGGUGGGAAACAGAUUUUUGUCCGAAAAGGCACGAAAAGAACGGAUUACUCAUUGUAUUUUGGCUAUGUUUUGCAGGAGUAUGUGGCUGUCCAUGACAAGGUUGCACCCAGACAAAGAUGGGAAGUGGACCAAUUAUCAGAGUCUACUCAAAGUGGGCAAUCCAUGAGAUCUUAGAUCUCAAUCACCAUCGAGCAAGCCAUUUGUAUAAAUAUCUGCGGUUGUGUGCUCAAAUUUGAUCAAGGAGAUUACCAAAAGAUAGACCAGAUCUCUCUAUCUCUCUCUCAAGAUCCUCAAUCUUGAUCAAUUAUUUGUAUAUCCUUAAAGAUGACCUGUAUUAAAUUCCACUAAGAAUCAAUGGAAUAGUAAGAUCUUUCUCUCUCAUC
Molecule: messenger RNA, 2283 nt
Organism: Cucurbita pepo subsp. pepo (vegetable marrow)
Lineage: Eukaryota; Viridiplantae; Streptophyta; Magnoliopsida; Cucurbitales; Cucurbitaceae
Source: RefSeq, a predicted model, not a curated record